Cygnus atratus (black swan) is the source of this 1049-nucleotide messenger RNA. RefSeq names its product 5-hydroxyisourate hydrolase-like. Gene Ontology annotation, biological process: purine nucleobase metabolic process. The record is from RefSeq and is a predicted model, not a curated record. Gene Ontology annotation, molecular function: hydroxyisourate hydrolase activity. NCBI's taxonomy places the organism in Eukaryota, Metazoa, Chordata, Aves, Anseriformes, Anatidae. The coding region runs from base 487 to 966 and encodes 159 amino acids. The transcript is spliced from 3 exons.
ACCGCGAUCGGUGCAGGCCGGGAAGGCGACAGGGACAUGGCCGCUUCCUCCCUGGGGGCCAGGCCAGCCCGCGCGGCGGCCCCUCGGUGCACACCGACACGGGGCUGAACGGGGAAGCCCGGCAGCCCCAGGCAGGCAGCCCUCCUUCCAGGCAGAAAGGCGAGCAGGGCGCCCACGCCGUGCACGGCAGCGGUGCCCUGGGCACGCAGGCAGCCCUUGGGAGUGUCGGGGUGCACCCCUGGGACCUGGCAGCUGGCCCCAUGGCACGGGCAGGCAGGGGGCACCCGCGUCCUGCAGGCACAACAGGGUGCUGGGGACGGAGAAGUUCCCGGAGGGACCCGGCUGCGCUGACACCAGCACGGGGUGCACAGGGAUGGGGCACGCAGGCAGCCUGACCCUAGGAACCCCCGGAGCGGGCUGGGGCCACCUGGGGAUGCUCAGCUGGGGCACUGCCCCCCCUGGGUUCCCCUCAGCCCCCCGCUAUCCAUGCCAAAUAAUUACUCCUCGGGGUGGAGUGCUGGGAGGCACAGCGUGGCGGUGGCGGGGAGUGGGACAGCGCUGCCGGGGAGCACCCCAGCCCUUGUCACUCCCCUGCUGCAGGUUGGAGGCACGGAGAGGCCGCGCGGCUCCCUGACCACCCACGUGCUGAACACGGCCACGGGGCUGCCCGCCGCCCGCCUCGCCCUCCGCCUGGCCCAGCUGCAGGAGCCGGGGGCGCAGUGGAGGGAGCUGGCGCAGAGGUGGACAGACGAGGACGGGCGCUGCCUGCCGCUCCUGCCUCCGGGGCAGGCUAAGGCUGGCACCUACAAGCUGCGCUUUGAGACGGGGGAGUACUGGCAGAGCCUGGGGCACACCAGCUUCUACCCCUUCGUGGAGGUCGUCUUCACCAUCACCGACCCAGCCCAGAAGCUGCACAUCCCGCUGCUGAUCAGCCCCUACUCCUACACAACGUACCGGGGCAGCUAGGGCAAGGCCCAUCCUCCCCGCAGGGCCGCCGGUCGCUGGGGGGGAAACCACACGACUGACACCAUUAAAGGAUUCAAACAGCA